This is a messenger RNA of Ochotona curzoniae (black-lipped pika), 3711 nucleotides long. It is a transcript of the gene PML, whose product is annotated as PML nuclear body scaffold. The coding region runs from base 42 to 2108 and encodes 688 amino acids. Gene Ontology annotation, biological process: intrinsic apoptotic signaling pathway in response to DNA damage; PML body organization; positive regulation of DNA-templated transcription. NCBI's taxonomy places the organism in Eukaryota, Metazoa, Chordata, Mammalia, Lagomorpha, Ochotonidae. The transcript is spliced from 8 exons. Gene Ontology annotation, molecular function: ubiquitin-protein transferase activity; zinc ion binding. The record is from RefSeq and is a predicted model, not a curated record. Gene Ontology annotation, cellular component: chromatin; nucleoplasm; PML body.
CUCCUGCCCUCCACGAGAAUCGAAACUAAGAGACGUGACCCAUGCAACAGGCGCCCGCGCCCGCUGGGUCUCCAGCCCUGCAGCGCCUCUCCGACCCCCAGGCCCAGACCCCAAUCAUGCCGUCGCCGGAGUUGCCCCGCGAAGGCGCUGAACGAAGUCCCAGCUCCGGUUCUUCGGAGCAGGUCACAGAAGACUUCAAGUUCCUGAACUGCCAGGGCUGCCAGACGCAGGCCAAGUGCCCCAAGCUGCUGCCUUGUCUGCACACACUGUGUUCGGGGUGCCUGCAGAUGCCCAGCCUGCGCUGCCCUGUGUGCCAGGCACCCCACUCCCCAGACGAGACGUCUGUGCUGGAUAAUGUCUUCUUCGAGAGCCUGCAGCGGCGCCUGGCCGUGCACAAGCAGGUGGUAGACAUGCAGGCCAUCUGUACGCGCUGCAAGGAGUCGGCGGACUUCUGGUGCUUUGAGUGUGAGCAGCUGCUGUGCAGCAAGUGCUUCGAGGCGCACCAGUGGUUCCUGAAGCACGAGGCCCGGCCGCUGGCCGAGCUACGCAGCCAGUCUGUGCUUGACUUCCUGGAGGGCACCCGCAAGUCCAACAACAUCUUCUGCUCCAACCCCAACCACCGCACCCCUACGCUGACCAGCAUCUACUGCCGGGGCUGCAACAAGCCGCUGUGCUGCUCAUGCGCACUCCUGGACAGCAGUCACAGCGAUCUCAAGUGCGACCUGAGCUCCGAGAUCCAGCAGCGCCAGGACAAGCUGGCUGCCCUGGCGCACGCGCUGCAGGAGCGCGAAGGCGUUUUCGGGGCGACGCACGCGCAGGUGAAUGAGGCCAUGGAGCAGCUGGCCCGGGCGCGCUCUGAAGCCGAGAAGCUGAUCCAGGAGCGCAUAAGCCAAGUGGUGGCCUACCUGAAGGAGCGGGAGAACGAGCUGCUGCAGGCGGUGCACACGUGCUACCAGCGCGAGUAUAAGGAGAUGGCAAGCCAGCUGCGCCACCUGGACUCGGUGCUGCAGCGCAUCCGCACGGGCGGCUUGCUGGUGCAGAGAAUGAAGCGCUAUGCCUCGGACCAGGAGGUGUUGGAUAUGCACAGCUUCCUGCAGGGCGCACUCAACAGCUUGCGCCUGGAGGAGCCCCGGAGCCAAGAGACCUCCGCAAUGAGCACCAACAGCUUGAACGAGAUCAAGGUGCGCCUGCAGGACCUGGUUUCUCACGUCACCCAGGCAACAGAUGUGAUUCUGUCCAAGAAAGUCAGUCCAGAGUUGGCCAACACCCCCAGUGACCUCCCGGGCGCAGAGCUGCCAGAUGAGACUCAGAAGAUAGAGGGGCUGGGGCUGGUGGAUGCCCAGUCCAUGGCCGUGGUGCAGCCAGAGCCUGGUGCCCACCCAGUGCCCCUGUACGCCUACUCCAUCAAAGACCAAUCCAAUGGAAAGAAGAACUUGGACUCACGCCCGGGCGACAAGAGGAAGUCCUGCUCCACCCAGUGUUCCAGCAAGAUGAUUAAACUGGAGUCUGAGAAAAAGGAGGAGGAGGAGGAGGAGGAGUGGCCGGCCUGGAACUCCCCGGAACAGCCCAGGCCCAGCACCUCCAGUGCAGCGUCAGAAUCCCAUUUGGAUGGGACUCCCGACCUCGGGAGCCUCGUCGUAAGAAACAAUAUCGCUCCAUCUCACAACAACCACGCAGCAGGUGACAAAGACGACAACACAGAGGAGGCAGGGGACGUGGUGGUGCUCAGUGGCUCCGAGGACUCAGAUGACACGGAGAGACAGGACCUGAAGCACCCCAGGACCUCGGAGCCACACCCCCCAGCGGCUUGCCCCCCGAUGUCGGCCCCUUCCCCUGUUCAUCAUGCUGAUGCAGUGGCUGCACCUGCCGACCAUCCAGAGCCUAGCACCGCCAACCACCAACACAGGAUCAGCUUCCUGUCACACCGCCGCCUGCCCCAGGACUCCGGCCUGCCACUCCCCCGUGUCCCCCUGAACCCACUAGUCCAAGUCCUGCGACAUAGACCCCCUGCCCCUGUACCCAUGCAGGAACACCAGCUAUCCAAUUGGAGGAGGCUAUUAGCCCACCACACUGGGUACACACGUCCUCGUGACCCACCUCCCUCUUAGCCAGGGGACUCAGGGAGUGCCUUGUCCUGUCCCUGCUGUGGUCCUGGGCUGACUGCUCCAGCACAGGAAGUUGGGAACUGUGCUGCCACCUGCAGGUCCAAAGACAAAGCGCCCCAGAUUCUUACAGUCAGAGCUCCCCCUAAGAAUUCAGUCUCAUUGUCACCCAAGUCCAGGUCCCACUACCGGAAGUCUCUCUGUGCCUGCACUCCCACGUCCCCACCAUCACCCCCUGUAAAAGGUGACCCAAGCAGCACCCUCAGACUGACCUCUGAAAGCCUCAAGUGCACCUGCCCCUUGGUAUACUUCUGAGCAGCCAGAAUGCAUCCACUAGCUCUUGGUCAAGCACAGAUGGCCAUGGGGACCCCUGGGCAGGGUGGGGACCCCCCCAAAGGCUGUUUGCAUCCUUUGCACUGUCUGGUGCCUGUGCAUACCAACAACCUGGCCUUCCCCUGCCACAGCACCCAGCCUAGCCUCAGCCCACAGCUGAUAAAUAAAUGCUUAUUGAAUGAUCACCCUUGAGAAUCUUUCUGUGCCCUUCAGCUUCCCUGGAGCCCGAGGUCUCCCUGCACUGUCCUCUGCUUCUCCCCUCAGGAACCUUCCAUACCAGGUGUGCCAGGUCCUGGGCACCUCCCGAGGCUGUUCUGGUCCCAGCAUGGGGAGGAGGGGGCGAGGGUCAGACCUUCUUGGAGCCUCUGCUUCUCCCACCCAGCUCCUGCCUUCCUGGGUGACCUCGCCAUCCAACACCCCGACCAGGCCCACUGCCGCUGCCAUUGGCCCCAUGGCCACACCCUGUGCCUCGCCAUAGCCAACAACAGCCCACCUCUGAACUGCCCCCUUGGACUCUGCUCAGUCCCUCCCACCAACCUCGCCUGUUGUCAGGACGCUCCAGUGAGGCCAGCCCUGGGCCAUGCAAGGACUCUAUAAAGUCCUCUGUGCUACCACCUGCAGGCCCAGAUGUGCAAACCACUGGGGAAGUCACUUGCCCAUCCUGGUCCCAGGCUCAACAUGGGCAAUUGGGUAUCUUACCUUCUGCUCCAUUGAGAAGACCGGGGCCUCCGAUGGCCCUGGGAAGCAGCUACCAGCCAACUGCUCCUUGCACAUCGCCUUGGUGAGCGCAGAAGGGACAUGCACCUGCUUCCUGGACCUCGCCCUGUGUCUGGCCUCUGCCUCCCUCCCUGCCACCUUGGGAGCCUUCAUCCUCAUCCUCCUGAUUGGAGCCCACGUCCUGAGUCCUUCCCCACCACGCAGGCAUCGCUGGCUCCGUGCUCUUCAGGUCACAACCCUGGCUACCCUCAGGCUCCUCCUUGCUCUGUGUGCUCCUGAAGCUCUCGAUGCUCCUCUUUCCAUUUCAGUACUUGUCUUUAUCUGUGCAUUCCCACGAUCCCAGCCGCUGCCCCACUCCUGGUGCCUAGCCCUGAUCAAUACCAGUGGCAGUCACUCCUGGACCCAUCGCCUCCUCCCCUUCCAGUACUGCGAGGGACACCCCCUGUCUCCGUCAUUCCUCUUGGCAGCCAGCUGGGUCUUUCAGGCUCCAAAGUGCCUCUGAACCUGGGAGCUUUGAGGUAAGAACCAGGUGGGAGAGGGAUGGAAAGAGAGGCAGGUA